AUGGUGGGUUCUGGUGGUGGCAAUGGCGGCUAUGGUGGCAAAGGAUGGGAAGUCGGCAGUGGGAGCAGAGUUAGGAGCGGCGCCAUUGGAGAGAUGAACGCCGGUGAGGGAGUAUUGAUUGUGCUGCUAGAGAAGUGCUCUGACGAUGAAGAUCCAUGGGCGAUGAUGGUGGGUUCUGGUGGUGGCAAUGGCGGCUAUGGUGGCAAAGGAUGGGAAGUCGGCAGUGGGAGCAGAGUUAGGAGCGGCGCCAUUGGAGAGAUGAACGCCGGUGAGGGAGUAUUGAUUGUGCUGCUAGAGAAG
This is a messenger RNA of Coffea arabica (coffee), 300 nucleotides long. Lineage: Eukaryota; Viridiplantae; Streptophyta; Magnoliopsida; Gentianales; Rubiaceae. The record is from RefSeq and is a predicted model, not a curated record.